AUGGAGACAAAGUUUACCCCCUCAAAUGCCAACCUGUUUCUCAGAUGUGAUCGCUGUAGUCACGUGACUGUUGUGAAGUCAGAAGGUCCUUUAGAAGGAAAGGACUUAGCCACUACCCUUCUGCUUCCUAAACCAAGUGAUCGCUGUAGUCACGUGACUGUUGUGAAAUCAGAAGGUCCUUUAGAAGGAUGGGAAGUAGUCGCUGCCAUUAGUGUUCCUGUGCAUGGUUUUAAGGAACUGCAUAACAUUGUUGUGGAGGAAAUGAGUGAGAACAAAUCUGUAACGACUGAAGCCACAGCGACCGAGGCAGAGGCAACUAGCAAACCUUUAACUUUUAAACAGCCUAACUUCCAUCAUUCGGGAAUUGGAGGAGCCGCAGCUGGUAAAAAAAACAGGACCUGGAAGAACCUGAAACAAAUUCUUGCUUUAGAAAGGGCAUUGCCAUGGCAACUAAAUGAUCCGAGCUACUUCAGCAUUGACGCACCACCUUCAUGCAAGCCAGCAAAGAAGUAUUCUGAUAUAUCAGGACUUCCAGCAAAUUAUACUGAUCCACAAACCAAGUUAAGAUUCAGCACCAUUGAAGAAUUCAAUUAUAUAAGGAUGCUUCCCACUGAUGUUGUUACUGGUUAUCUGACGUUAAGGAAAGCAACAAGUAUAGUCCCGUAGAAAAACAACGUUUUGAAGACGAAGGCUGCAGAACAGUAUUCCAGAAGUGGCUGAAUAUCCUAAAUACCACGAGUUGUGGCUGUCAAAUGUUUAUUAGAUAUGUAAUUUUAUAAAUAAUGGAAUAAAGCAAAUUCUUAUUUUGAAUUUUUUCAAUAUUUUGUUUAUUAUAUUCACUCAAGUAAACUUGUCUUCCCCCUUCACCCAA
This is a messenger RNA of Bombina bombina (fire-bellied toad), 871 nucleotides long. It is a transcript of the gene INO80C, whose product is annotated as INO80 complex subunit C. The coding region runs from base 1 to 666 and encodes 221 amino acids. The record is from RefSeq and is a predicted model, not a curated record. The transcript is spliced from 6 exons. Lineage: Eukaryota; Metazoa; Chordata; Amphibia; Anura; Bombinatoridae. Gene Ontology annotation, biological process: chromatin remodeling. Gene Ontology annotation, cellular component: Ino80 complex.